CUACAGCUACAGCUGCUGCUGCUACAGCUACAGCUGCUGCUGCUACAGCUGUAGCUGCUGCUGCUACAGCUGUAGCUGCUGCUGCUACAGCUGUAGCUGCUGCUGUCGCACGCGAGGAGGAGGAGAGGGACCGCGAGGCCCUCGCCUGCGGCCACCGCGGAGCGAGCAAUGGCGGCGGCGCUCCUCGUGCGGGGCGCGGGAGCGGUUCGGGCCUGCGGCUCCAGCCUCGUGUCGCGGAGGGGCAUGGCCUCCAAGACGCCCGUGGGAUUUGUCGGUCUGGGCAACAUGGGCAACCCCAUGGCCAAGAACCUCAUCAAGCACGGCUACCCAGUCAUCGCCUGCGACGUCUUCCCGGAUGCCUGCAAGGACCUGCAGGACAGUGGCGCGCAGAUCGUGGAGUCUCCUGCGGAGGUGGCGGAACGCGCCGAUCGCAUCAUCACGAUGCUCCCGUCCAGCCCCAAUGUGACCGAGGCCUACAUGGGGCCCAGCGGCAUCCUCAAGAGCGUGCGGAGGGGCUCGCUGCUUGUCGACUCGAGCACCAUCGACACGCUCGUCUCUAAGGAGACGGCGCUCGCCGCAGAGCGCGCCGGCGCCGUCUUCAUGGACGCGCCGGUCUCUGGGGGAGUGGGGGCGGCAAGGGCUGGGAACCUCACCUUUAUGGUGGGCGGUCCCGAGGCCGAGUUCAACGCCGCCAAGGAGCUGCUGAGCUGCAUGGGGGCCAACGUGGUGCACUGUGGGGGAGUGGGCACGGGGCAGGCAGCCAAGAUCUGUAACAACAUGCUGCUGGCGAUCAGCAUGAUCGGGACGUCUGAAGCUAUGAAUCUCGGAAUAAGGCUGGGCCUGGACCCCAAGCUUCUGGCGCGGAUCCUCAACAUGAGCUCGGGGCGCUGCUGGUCGAGCGAGGCAUACAACCCGGUGCCCGGCGUCAUGGAGGGCGUCCCUGCUGCCAACAAUUACCAGGGCGGCUUCGGCACCAGCCUAAUGGCCAAGGACCUCAGUCUGGCGCAGAACGCGGCAACUAACACAAAGACGCCGGUGCCACUGGGCUCGCUGGCGCACCAGCUCUACCGCGUGAUGUGUGCGCGCGGAUACGCCGCCAAAGACUUCUCCUCGGUCUUCCAGUUUCUGCGGGAAGAGGAGGCCAAGUGAGCCGCCCUCUCCCCCCCACACUCCCAACCGGCGGGGCAACGUCCAUCCGGGACGGGCAGGGGAUGGGGAGGCUCCGAUUGUCCCCCGUCGUGCUGUGAACAGCAACGCUCGAUGGAAUGGCGUCGCAAUGGACGAUGAGUCGGUGACCUUGUCAAUGCAACGGUGUCCCCGGGGUGUCGCGUGGCACGUAGCAAGCACGUGACAAGACCUACACACUACACAUUUGCACGCACAUGCGUAUACACACUUGCACGUAUGUACACUCGCACGUAUGGACACUCGCACGUAUGGACACUCGCACGUAUACUCACGUAUACACACACUCCCACAUACAUAGACAUAUACACUGGCAUGUAUCAACUCGUACAAAUACACUCAUACAUGAACACACACGUGUACACAGGAAUACACUCACACCCACUCGCACAUACUCCGGUAUACUCACACCAGUACACUCACAAACACACUUCGGUACUCUCAAACACUUGGGUACACUCACUCACAUCGGUAUACUCACUCACACUGGUACACUCACACCGGGACACUCACGCACACCGGUACACUCACACUUGGGUACACUCACUCGCACACACCGGGACACUUACACACACACACUGAUACACUCCUCACACACACUGAUACACUCACUCACACACACUGAUACACUCGUACACUCACACACACCGGUUCACUCACACACUGAUACACUCACUCACACAUACUGAUACACUCGUACACUCACUCACGCACUGAUACACUCACUCACGCACUGAUACACUCACACGCACUGAUACACUCACUCACACGGUAUACUCACACGCCGAUACACUCACUCGCACACACUGAUACUCACACACGCAAACUCUCGUACACUCACUCAUCCCGGUAUAUUUGCACACACCGGUACACUCACUCACACACUGAUACACUCGCUCACACACACUGAUACACUCGUACACUCACUCACACGCACUGAUACUCGUACACUCACUCACACGCACUGAUACACUCACUCACACAUACUGAUACACUCGUACACUCACUCACACGCACUGAUACACUCACACGCACUGAUACACUCACUCACACACACUGAUACACUCACACCGGUAUACUCACACACCGAUACACUCACUCGCACACACUGAUACACUCACACACACACACACACACUCUCAUACACUCACUCAUCCCGGUAUACUCACGCAUACCAGUACACUCACAAUCACUCUGGCGGCGAUCGCCAACCCACUCCUCCCUCCAGCACUUGAGCCGAGGUGUGUGUGUGUGUUUAUUUUUUUGUACACAGCCACUAAGCACCGGCCCAAAGCGCCGAGGUGGCCAGCAACAUCGGCACGAUCAACGUUGGUCAUUGGAUGAGAGCGUAACGAGGGUUGAGUCGGUACUGUCAGGAAGCGAGUCCUAUGUUGUGCUCCGGGUGAGUCUCUCUCGCUCGGUGCUCUGUGCAUCGCUGCUCAUGCCGGCAUAAGGCACUACCACCACUAGGGUAGCAGGGGGGAGGGGUUCUUCACAAACGUUUCAGACUUCGCUCUUCACCAACGUUUAAUAGCCGUGGCCGGGAAUCGAACUCGGCGCGCUGGGUCGGUAGUAGCGCAAGGGACCGGUGAUGCGUCCGCUGCUUAUUUGCAAGGGUUCGUGGUUGGCGAUUACUGCAUUGGCGGUGGUGCCAGUGGUGGUGUAGUGUUGACCGUUGUUAUCCUACCACAUGCCAUCUGCUUCUCUGUGGACGCUGAGUGAUGAUGUGGGCUCGGCACGGAGAGGCCUGUGGAACCCCCGCCGCCUCCUUGGUUGCGUGUACGGGACACGUGUGCCAGUGGAGGAGGGUGGAGCGAAGCAACUUAGACGUCAGGAAUCGCAGGGGGAGGAGGUUGUGAUGAUGGGUGGGACACGUGGUGGUGUGCAGUAGAGGAGGAUUUGUUUAACACGUAGGCUUUCGCGGCCAAUAUCCAUAGAGGAGGUUUUUUUGGGUUAUAUUGUUCCCACCUGAUUGGCUCACAGGUGACGACAUCACAUUCAUCCCCUCUAUUUAAGACCAUAACAGGAGGAGUAUUUCUCCACAACUGACUUUCGCCUCGUGAGGCUGGUUGUAUAAUCUGGCGAAGUGUCACGGCUACUCGAAUUGUAAAUGCUGUGGGAUAACUCUACAACGCACAACCGGUUAGUGCUGUACUAGUAACGAAUUGGCAUGUUUUAUUAAUGUGACAAACCUUACUAAAAGGCUGUGUUGGGUUUAACCAGACAUUUACACGAUCUAACCAAAAAAACCUUCAUGGAGGAGGAUUUGGUCUACUCUUCAACGUCGUACCAAGACAUAUUGGAGAAUAGAGGUGGGAUGUACCCACACUUUACCCCACCGCACGCAACCUUGCCAAACGACUUGUAACUACGGCGGUGAAGUUUAUUCACACAUGUACGUGUGUGUGUGUACGUUUAACUUUUCGCACCGUACAUCAGCCAACCGUGCUAAUCGGAGGUGCGGGGGAGGACAACAAACUAAACAACAAGUUAAUAAAUUAGUUUUCAAAUCUAGAUUUAAAAAGUCCUUACCGUGCCCGUCCCUAUAAAUAAACAAUGUAAGUAUAUAUUUUUUUAACACAUCCCUUCAGUCACGCAGCCUUCUAGGAGUUGCAUCUCAUCGGCAGUCACUCGUUUUAUAAUGCUGAUGAGACAGUCAAAACCCCGAGUCCAGAGUUUUGCUUGCAUCCGGGACCCACAAAUAUAACGCUGCUAAGGCCGUGUGGCCGACGGGAUGUUGGCAGGGACCGGUCACAGACGUGUUGUGCGACUUUGAGGGAGGAGGAAUUGUUGGCCGUUGCCUUCCGUCGGGUUCGGCAGCAAGAAUUUCACCCUGGGUUCGAUUCCCAACUCGGGCAUCCUUUCUGUUGUGGAGCACGUGUUCCUGUGCGUGCGUGUGCCAGUGUGGUCUCUUCAGCGGUGAGCGCGACGCUGCACUGCAAACUCGGUGACCCGAGUUAGAGUCCCACUCACGGCCACCAACACCAGUGACGAUUAUCUGAACCGGUCCUGGGCCUCAAAUGAGUACCUGCUGCAGUGUGUGGUAAACAUCGCCACUCGGGAGACAAAGGCGGCAGGGCCUGGUGUUCGCCACCCACCCCCUCGUGUGCCGUGCCGGCCUUCAUAGGUGUUGCUCACGAACGGCACUUGCCCCAGCAGUCUGUUCAGGCUUCACGGGGGGUCUUUGUUGUCUCUAUCCCCCCUCCUGUUCUGCAUGGGGAUUCCCUCCGGCUUCCUCCCCAUAGCUAAACCCACGUGCACACGCGAGCAGUGGCACUGCUUUUGGCCACAACCACAUCCCCCAGCCAAUGCUGAGAGAUGAGCCCUGCAGAUCACUCGACUGGGAUCACUGCAGCAGCAACAACUUUACCCCCUGACUGCGAAACACCCGACCGGACCCUCCUGAACGUGAGUCUUGAGACUCACCUGGGUGUAAUCAAGUGGAAUCGAUAAUAAAUCCUGUGGUCGAUC
This is a messenger RNA of Lethenteron reissneri (Far Eastern brook lamprey), 4656 nucleotides long. RefSeq names its product 3-hydroxyisobutyrate dehydrogenase (gene HIBADH). Gene Ontology annotation, cellular component: mitochondrion. Gene Ontology annotation, biological process: L-valine catabolic process. NCBI's taxonomy places the organism in Eukaryota, Metazoa, Chordata, Hyperoartia, Petromyzontiformes, Petromyzontidae. The record is from RefSeq and is a predicted model, not a curated record. Gene Ontology annotation, molecular function: NAD binding; NADP binding; 3-hydroxyisobutyrate dehydrogenase activity.